Melanaphis sacchari is the source of this 832-nucleotide messenger RNA. Its product is annotated as peptidyl-tRNA hydrolase ICT1, mitochondrial. Gene Ontology annotation, cellular component: mitochondrial large ribosomal subunit. Lineage: Eukaryota; Metazoa; Arthropoda; Insecta; Hemiptera; Aphididae. Gene Ontology annotation, biological process: mitochondrial translational termination. The record is from RefSeq and is a predicted model, not a curated record. Gene Ontology annotation, molecular function: translation release factor activity. The transcript has 4 exons. The coding region runs from base 123 to 701 and encodes 192 amino acids.
UGUUGUAAAGUUAGAAAAAGAAAUCUCAAUGUCCGGUGUCGAGAUUUAUUGAGUUAGGUUAUAAAUAAUUAUAAUAAUUAAUAGUUUGUAGUUCGUAUUUUAUUUCAUUACGUGAAAUAAACAUGAGUUUCACAGUUUCCAAGUGUUUUUGCAACGUCGUACGGACGUUAUCUCGCUCCAAUUAUACGAGCGCUAUAAGCUUGAAAAAUCUUCACCCAAAGAGUUCGUUGAAAAUUACCACACCAUCACCUGAACAGUUGUCAGUUGGCGACAAUAUUUUUACGGGAUAUAUACCAAUAGAAGAGCUGGAAAUCACAUAUAGCACUUCUAGUGGUCCAGGUGGUCAGAAUGUCAACAAGGUCAAUUCUAAAGUUGAUUUGAGAUUCAAGGUGGAAUCGGCAAAAUGGCUCAAUGAAGAAGUCCGACAGAAACUAAUCAAUAUACAUCAAAAUAAACUGACUAAAGAGGGAUAUUUAAUAAUUCGAUCAGAAAAAACACGGUCACAGCAACUCAAUCUUGCAGAUGCCAUGGAACGAUUACGUUCUCUUGUAUGGAAAGCUGUUGAACCUGAACCAAAGCAAUCUGAGGAAACCAUUGAAAAAAUAAGACGCAGGAUGGAGAAAGCAAACAGCAAAAGAUUAAUAGAGAAGAAAAUGAAGUCCUUGACCAAGAGCAAUCGUCAAGCACCAACAGUGUUCUAAAUAUAUGUAAUAUGUAAAACUGCAUAGUAUGUAUUAUGUAUUGAUUUAAUAGGGCAACAAGACAAUUAUUCACAUUGUUUCAAAUUUUUACUUUUAUUAAUAUUUAAUACAAAAUAUUAUUUGUACAUAAA